AAACUCGUCACACUCACCACGUACACACGCGAGGUGAUGAUUUGACAGGUAGUAGAUCGAACUGUUAUGGAAAAGAUUGAUCUUAGCAGCCUGGAAGGUGAUAUCAACGUCCCGGAAUCUCAAGUAAAGAAAAGAGGAUUCCAUAACCAUAUGUCUGCAAUGAAGAAUAGAAUCAUGGCAUUGACCCUGUCAAGUGUGUCAGCUCGAGAAUGGCUCGCCCGUACUCGGGAAGGAAUCAAGCCAUGGGGAGAAUUCAUCAAUACCAGCAGGUUCCAGGUCCCAAAGUCUGUUGCACCAGUUCCAAAAAGAAUAAUGAAAAAUAUUGAACAGUUUCAAAGCAAUUACCUUUUUGUCUUCCUCGGACUAGUCCUGUUCUGUGUACUUACCUCCCCUAUGUUACUGAUCGCCAUAGCAGCAUGUUUAGGAGCAUGUUACAUCAUCAACAUCAAAAAUCAUGAGAAGAAAUUGUCAAUAAUGGGUAAAGAGUUGAGUGUUUCCCAGCAGUAUGGAGCCGUGGGCUUGUGUUCUUUCCCUCUGUUUUGGUUGGCCGGGGCGGGUUCUGCUGUUUUCUGGAUUAUUGGUGCCUCAUUUUUCGUUAUAAUGCUUCACGCCUCGUUUUACACCCAGCCUGAAGAGGGCGAAGAAGUCGAUCUGAUGAUGGACGAAGUUGUAUGAUGUCACUCAUUCAGCAAUAGAGUGAAGAAGGAGGAAUUCUGACUGGAUGUGAUGUGCCAUUCUUUAUAACAGAACUUCGAGAAGGACAAGAUCAAACAUGACGUGAUAGAUCUAAGAAAAACUGGGAAAAACUUUGACUAUACUAAGCAAAUAACAUGCCUAUAUUUAAUAAGCUUUUAUUAUUUAGUUAAAUUAAAUUUAGACCAUUUCAUUUGAAUUGUGGGUCUGAUAUUCUUUGGAGAAAUCUGUAUGCUCGUUUAGAAUCAAAAUUGCCCCUCUUGCAAAUGUAAUCCUCUGGACAGACACUCAUUCUUACGCAUUUUGUAACUUGAUAAAAAUGUUUUGUGUUAAAUAUGAAUGUUUUAAUGAUGGCAUAGUAGAUUCUCCAUAUGCCUAAUUAGUAAUCAAAAAUUAAGAAGUUUUAGAAAUCUCAAGUCAAGGUCUUUUUGAGCCUAAAUUAAAAAGAAAUUUUCCUCUUGUUUAUCCCUCUACUUUGUGCUCAAAGGGUGUUAAAGAAUAUUGUAUAUUUUUGUUAAAUAUAUUGUUAACAGCUUAUGUUUUGUGUAUGUAUAUACAAUAUACAUAAAUGUGGGAAUACUUGUGAUAUUAAAUCUACAGAAUUUAUUUACAAAAAUCUUUUACUGUAUAUAGAACUAAUAUAUUUCUUGAUGUUAGAACUUCAUCUGCCUGGUGAAACGGAAAUUAUUUAAAAAAAGAAAAAACAAACAAACAAACUUGAUCAUAGCAGAGAUAUGAAUAACAAAACUAUAAUGUAGGUCUUGCUUUUUCGCCAGUUUUUUCCAGCAGCUUGUGCUUUCAUAAAUUGGGAAAAUUAAGUAAGGUUUUAGUGAAAAUGGGCUAGAUAUAUGUACCUGGGUUUUUUUUUCUCCAUUUUAUCAUUGAAACUUAUUAUUUAAAAUCAAAAUUUUGAAAAUCCAAUAAGCACAGAAAGAAAUAUAGCUCAUGAUAUGAGACACAAUAUUAGCAUCCCAGCAACUGUACCCUUAGCAGUGAUUUAAGUUUUGAUAGUGGACUUCAAGUCCCUGAGGUUUGCUUUGAUCCUGUGUGUCACGUCUUAAAUUCUUACAAAUAACUGGAAUUGUUCAGAGUAUGCACACAUUUCAUUUUAUUUUUAAAUUAUUCAAAAUUAUCCGAUAUCCAACAACUAUGAAAUUGAUUAAGCAAUUUAAACAAUGUUGAGACACCUUCCCAUCUACACUUUUACACUUAUGAAUCAAAGGACAAACCAUCUGUUUGGUGCAGUUUUAUGGCCUUGAUUUGAAAUUUACUUUAUUCAUCACACAAUGGGCCUGUUAUCCACUAAAUUUGACAGUGUAAUAUUUUUGCAUGUGUUCUAGUGUCAUAUACCCUGGAGAAUUUUUGAUUGUCGGCAUGUGCCAGUAAGAAUAAUAUAAUCUAACAUUGGUCUGUUCCCUGGACAGGGAUAUCUCAACUCGAGUGUAAGAGUUUGGCCAGUCAGCACGAGGUUUGCCAGCCAAACUCUUACACGAGGGUUGAGAUAUCCUUGUUCGUUGAACAGAACCAUGUUUGAUUAUUUUUCUCACAUACUUGCAAACAAAUGUAAGUUUUUCUGAAAUUUUUCAUCGUGCCACCUUCAAUGCUCCUUGGAAUGUGGGUCAAAAUUGAUGACAUCAUCAUUUACGACAUGGUUACGCAAUGUAAAAUGAUGACGUUACGUUAUUGUGAGCAGUGUCAUAUAGUGCGUGCCAGCUGUCUUCAUCCCCGUGUGAGUUCAAUUUAUUUUUUCCCUAGAAAAAGCGGGAUAACCCUGUGAAGUAUGUGAUAAUUGAUUGUGAAUUACACAACAAAAUUGUUGUCAUGGUUUGAUUAUGCCCUCCACAUUUUGACUUUAAAACACGUCAAAAUGAAAGGUUUUUAAGUUAUAUGAUAAAAAACAUCUUUGAUUUCAUUUUAUGAAACUCGUCUUAAAGUUUGAAUUUUUGCUUGCCAAGGUUUGCAAAGUAAAACUUUUGUGACUCAUUUCAUAAAAUCGCAUAUGAAAUGAAAACUCAUUCCAGAUUAUUUCUCAAAUCAAAAUCAUAAUGAAAAAACUAUCGUGCAUAAUAGAAAAACUAAAAAACUAAGUGAUUUGAAUUGUCUUGCUUGGAGGGAAGGAGAGAGAAAGUUAUGUGAUUGAGAGAAAGAAUCGAAAACAGCAUCUCAGUUUUAAGAUUUUAGCUGUUUGCCUACCAUACAUGUUCCUUGCUCCACGUUUCUGUCUGAGGAAAUGUUAAUUCUAUCAUGAACUUGUCUUAGAAUAAUUCUAUCUUGUAGAACUAUUACAGCACUGUAAUAAAUACAUGGUGUAUUUAUAUAUAUUGAAAAUUUGACUGAACUGAAAUAUUGUAGCAAAUACAUGUAGUUACAACCAUAGGUCAAUUCAGAGACUGAGGAAAAUGCUGAAAGCCACUAAUAGUGUCUGUUAAUAACAGGUUUAAGAAAAACUCUUUACUUUUUUCUUCAGCUCCGGAGUAUGGGUUGUUACUUUGAGGGAGAAAUAUGAAAAUAAAGGUGAAAAAGCAACACUA
Molecule: messenger RNA, 3224 nt
Organism: Pecten maximus
Lineage: Eukaryota; Metazoa; Mollusca; Bivalvia; Pectinida; Pectinidae
Product: prenylated Rab acceptor protein 1-like
Exons: 6
Coding region: 67-675 (202 amino acids)
Cellular component (GO): Golgi apparatus
Source: RefSeq, a predicted model, not a curated record